UUGAAGGAGGCGUGGCUGCGGGACUUAUUUUACGCCCACGCACUCUGAUAAGCCUCCAGAUCAGUGUGUGCAACUAUAAUCAACUGGUAACUGAUGCUUCUAGACGACGGGCAGCUUUCUUGCUCAUAGUCUCUCCUUUAUGUCUGCCAUUACCACAACAAAAACUACUUCUUCUUCUAUUAGUAACGGCACUGUGACCAGGGACAUACUCGUCUGGAGAGAAAGAGACUCUCUUCUUGAUUUGAAGUGCCGCCUCGAGCUACUCUUUGGCGUUGGGGUACACCUCUCCCCACCGCACACCAGCCCCGUCUUCCUCUCUCGUGGGGACGGUGAGGGUGAGGCAGGGAGACCAGCGAAUGAAUGGAUGAAAGUAUCUGGAUCUGAAGAGGCUUGUUACAAGACGCAGCAAUACGUACUGGCUACCUAUAGACCAGAGUAUUUCACUGUGGUUCCCUGCGGGAAUCAAUUUGCCAAUAUACUCUUCAAUGGAUCCUCUAAACUCCGCGAUACAAUCGAGAGAGACUAUCAGACAGUCCUCCAGAGAUCAUCUCAGGGUAUCCUCGUCCAGGGAACUGAGCGAUCCGUUAACUUGGCUGUGCAGAAACUCAAAGACCUCAUUGAGAUCCAAGAAGCCAACAGCCCUGAGACAAAUGAUCCAGAAGUCUUUGCAUUGAGUGAGCAGCUGAGAGAACUGAUGAGAAAACCAGGGACUGUUGAUAACAUGACUGAUAGUCUAAAGAAGGCUUUGCUGGAGCGCCUGCAAGACAAAGGAGGAGGACCCACGACAACUUCUCGUGAUCCAGCACUCCCCUCGCCCUCUUCUGUGCAGUAUAAUAAACGUGUGACACAGUUUGUUGAGUUAGGAUAUCCGCAAGAUAAAGUGGAGACGGUUGUAAAGUCACUCGGUGUUGAAGCAUCUGAUAACGAUAUAAUGGCAAGGCUAGUGUCCAUUAAUAUUGUGCGUCCUGUUUCUACUGGAGGAGCAUCUUCCACUGCCAAGCCAGAAACAACACCUGUUCCUACUACAAUGAGUGGCCAGCGAGAGGGCCUGAGACCUAUUGUCAUUGAUGGAAGCAACAUUGCCAUGAGUCAUGGCAACGGAACAACCUUUUCCUGCCGUGGGAUCAGCAUAGCUGUCAACUACUUUCUCCAGAGAGGGCACAGUGAGAUUACAGUCUUUGUUCCUCAAUGGAGAAAGGAGCCAUCACGACCCGAGUCACCCAUCAGUGAUCAAGAAAUCCUCUUUGAGCUCGCAAGAUCAAAUUUCGUACACUACACCCCCUCACGCCGGGUCAGAGAUCGGAAAAUCGUCUGCUACGACGAUCGGUUCAUUGUCAAGCUAGCGGCAGAAAGGGGUGGAGUUAUUGUAUCCAACGACCAUUUCCGUGAUCUAUUAGUGGAGAAAAUCCCUCAGUGGACCGAGGCCAUUGAGAACCGCCUGCUUAUGUAUACGUUUGUUGGAGAUUCCUUUAUGAUACCUUCAGACCCUCUCGGGAAACACGGACCUCACCUUGAUACUUUCCUUCGUUUUCAAGGUGGGAGGAGUCAGACAUCGGAGGGAACAGUGGAGCAUCCCGUCCCACGCGAUAAACAGCCCUGCCCUUAUAAGGAGAAGUGUAACUUUGGUCCACGCUGUAGGUACUAUCACCCCGAGAGACAGGAGAACAAAGGAAGCGAAGGUAGAGAGACAUCAUCACCUUUACAGGAGAAUAAGACCAGCGGGGGUGUGUAUGGGGUUAAGCACAGCAGCCCAACGAAGCAGUUCAGUCUUCCAAUUGGACUAGGAGGUGGUGGAACCAGUGGUAUUGAUAGUCCUAUAAUGCAGGGAAGACUCAUUUCGUAUGUACCACCUCAUCGACAGGAGACAUUCUCACCCACGUACGGGUUCCCCCCUCCCCCUCGUCCCGAUGCUCCCCUAAGACAACCUGUACCUCCGAGAGUUCUGCCACGAGGAGAGAUGUCCUACCCUCCUCCUGGUGCCUCUGACUCGCUACGACAGCCACCACAGCCCGGCUUAAGGCCAUAUAUAUUGAUGAACACUCCAACGACCCAAUACUAUUCUAUUGAUACACCUCAUCAGACUGCACCCAUAAUGGGACAUGGGGUUCCCCUCUCUGCCCCCCCUCCCCGCCCACACACUGCACCUUUAAACAACCCAUACACGCAUCCCCGAGACCACUCCCAUCUAAGAGACCACACCCAUCACUGGGACCACACCCAUUCUUUAUUAUACGAGCAUGCAGCUUCUUUGUAUCCUGCGGAGAGAGAGAGGAUCAGGAGCGUUUUGUAUCAGUAUCCUCAGAUAAAGGACAUGAACACUUUAAUGCAUUAUGUUGGUAACAGGUAAUCCGCCCAAUCUUAUUACUGAUUAAUACUAUCAUGGAUUAAUUAUUAGAUAUUACAUACAUACACAAUUAAUUGAUGAAAGUGUAAUGAUAUUACAUGUGUCUUGUCUGUUUCCUCUAUUAUUAUUAUUAGUAUUAUUAUUAUUAUCGUGUUAUGUAUUAUUAAUUUGUUACGUACCUUACCUACUCAUUUUUUGUUUGUUCUUUGCAAGCAGCUGGUAGCAAUUUUGGUUGUAUCAAUCAGCUUUUUUUAACAUUAUGUGUGUUCAUUAUAAUGUUGAGGUACAUUACCUUCCCUUCUCUCUCUCUUUUAUCUUUCCUGUCUCUCGUGCAUUGUUCUUCCUCUCAUUUAUUUGUUCUCUCUCUCCUUUUCAUUGACCAAACCGAGUCUAAGUUUAAUUUUUUGUUAAAUCAUUGUGUAUUCUACUUUUCUAAAAAAGAUUCUAAAUUUCUAAUCCUAA
Amphimedon queenslandica is the source of this 2806-nucleotide messenger RNA. RefSeq names its product probable ribonuclease ZC3H12D. The transcript has 3 exons. Gene Ontology annotation, cellular component: cytoplasmic ribonucleoprotein granule; nucleus. The record is from RefSeq and is a predicted model, not a curated record. Lineage: Eukaryota; Metazoa; Porifera; Demospongiae; Haplosclerida; Niphatidae. Bases 140 to 2347 code for a protein of 735 amino acids. Gene Ontology annotation, molecular function: metal ion binding; RNA endonuclease activity; mRNA binding.